AUUAUUAUGGCGGGUGUAAAAUUUCUCGUCCUGCUCUGCACCUCUCUCUUUUUGAACGUGUUCUUCUUCUCCUGCUACUUCCUGAUCUCCACCCCGCCCCCGCCGUUGCCGUGGCUGCCUUGGGCUCGGCUGCGGCUCAGCUGGACCCGCGCCGCAGCGGCCGAGGCCGAGGCCGUUGCCGCGCUCGCGUGCUCAGGCCACGGCCGCGCCUUCGUCGACGGAAUUAUCGUCCACGGCUUCCCCACGUGCGAGUGCAACGCCUGCUACGCCGGACCUGAUUGCGCAGACCUCAUCCCCGAUUGCGCCGCCGACGCCGACAGCGGAGAUCCACUGUUCUUGGAGCCCUACUGGCGACGGCACGCUGCGGGAAGCACCAUCGUCGUGUCGGGAUGGCACCGCAUGAGCUACCGCACCACCAACGGCUACAUCUCCGUCGAGCUGGAGCGCCACAUCCGCGCUCUCCACCGCGCGGUCGGAAAUGCUGUCGAAGAGGACAAGUUCAUCGUCUUCGGAUCAGGAUCCACCCAGCUGAUCAACGCCCUCGUCUACGCGCUUUCCCCCGACAACGCCACCUCCCCCGCCAGCGUCGUCGCCACUGCUCCCUACUAUGCGUUGUACAAAUCACAAACCAAUCUCUUCGACGGUAGAGAGUACGAGUGGAAGGGGAUUACCUCAGAAUGGAUUAACUCGUCGUCGGUGUCGACGACAAACUUGAUCGAGUUUGUGACGUCGCCGAACAAUCCUGACGGGCUCCUGCACAAAUCAGUUCUCGGGGGCCAAUCGGUGAUCUACGAUCACGCGUACUAUUGGCCUCAUUUCUCGGCAAUCCCGGCCCCUGCUGAUGAAGAUGUCAUGCUCUUCUCUGGCUCCAAAACAUCUGGCCAUGCUAGCAGUAGGUUUGGGUGGGCACUGAUAAAGGAUCAGAAAGUAUACGAGAAAGUUGUGCAAUACAUGCAGGUGAAUACAAUGGGAGUGUCGCGAGAUACUCAGUUAAGAGUUCUGCAGCUCAUCAAGGUGAUCUUAGCUGAGAUGGAAGGAAAAGGAGAUAUCUUUGAGUUCGGGUACAAAACACUGAAGGAUCGAUGGCGCAAGUUGAACGAGGUCGUAUCCUCGUCCAAUCGCUUCUCCCUCCAACAAAUCUCUCCUCAGUACUGUACCUACUUUCAGAAGAUGAGAGACCCUUCUCCAGCUUAUGCUUGGGUAAAAUGCGAAUUCGAGGAGGAUGAAGAUUGCGCUGAAGUUCUCAAGGAAGCAGGAAUAAUUUCCAGAAGCGGAACGAUAUUCGAAGCCAGCAGCGGAUACACUCGGUUAAGCCUAAUCAAGACACAGGACGACUUUGAUUUGCUUUUGCAGAAGAUGGUGGCUCUAGUCUCUAAAGGGGGUGUCAGUUCCAUUUGAAUGAUGUGAAUCUACUUUAUGAUCUGUGUGUGCAAAAAAUUUACCAUCGCCAGUGAUCAACAAUACAUUAAUUACACGAUAAAUUAUAGAUAAGAAAA
Messenger RNA from Ananas comosus (pineapple), 1496 nucleotides. Its product is annotated as tryptophan aminotransferase-related protein 3-like. Gene Ontology annotation, molecular function: carbon-sulfur lyase activity; transaminase activity. Bases 7 to 1398 code for a protein of 463 amino acids. The transcript is spliced from 5 exons. Lineage: Eukaryota; Viridiplantae; Streptophyta; Magnoliopsida; Poales; Bromeliaceae. The record is from RefSeq and is a predicted model, not a curated record. Gene Ontology annotation, biological process: amino acid metabolic process.